AUGGAGGAAAGUAAAUUCAGUGAAGAAGUAAUUGAACAAAUAAAAGAUAUAAUUCCGUGGGGUUUGAGUGAUGAGAAUAACUUGUUAAUUGAUAAACUGAUAUUAAAUGAUAAUCUAAAAACGCGUUAUAAAACAUAUGGAUUAUGUAGAGAAUGUUAUCAGCCCAAUACUAGUUGCGAUACAAGCGAUUUCGGUUAUGUUUAUUGGUGUCAAUCAUGCAAUGCUACACGUUUCGAACAGGAUUUCAAGAAUUGGACUAGCGGAGAUCAUCACGUUGAUGAGCUUGUUCAAAAAUCACAACUCAAAGCAAAGAAUUACAAAGAAGUAAUAGAAUGGUACAAUUAUCAAUUUGAAGAUGUUAAAACUCUGAUCAAAGACAAAUCCGGAAUCACCUACACCGCAAGUUGGUAUGGUGAUCUAUGUAUGUUAGAAUGGGACUAUGUCCGUAACAGUUGGAAAAGGUAUAACCCAGGUCGCGUUAUUCUAAGGUAUUUACAUGACGAACCAGAUAAUCCGGUUGAAUUCUUGAAAAAGGUUGAAUCACGUAUUGCGAUGAAUGGUUCCCCUAAUUCCGCACGAUUAUAUGGUAUUACUAAAGAUCCAAAAACCGGUAACUUUAUGAUGGUUAUGGAACUUAAACAUAUCAUUAACUUUAGAGAUUGUGUUAAAAAUUCCAACAAUAAUGAUAGGUUGAAACUUUUAAGAGAUAUUGCAAGAGGCCUUAAGGAUAUUCAUAAUAAUGGUUUGAUUCAUCGUAAUUUUCAUUGUGGCAGCUUAUCAAUCGAAUUGGAUCACGCAUUUUAUAUUGUUUCUAUCACCGACUUGGGAUCAAGUCAACCGGCAAAUCCAAAAUCUAUACAAGAUGACCAAGUUCAGGUGUACGGUGUGUUGCCUUAUGUGGCCCCCGAAAUAUUAGUAGGUAAUGAACACACACAAGCGGCCGACAUCUACGGAUUUGGAAUGAUAGCAUAUGAAAUAAUGACCAAAUUACCUCCUUAUCAUGAUGUGGCGCAUGAUGAAUCCUUGGCCUCAAGAAUCUGUCAAGGUUUGAGACCAAGUUUUAAUUGUAAAGUUCCGCCUCUGAUUUUAGAUAUAAUUCAAAGGUGUUGGGAUGCGGAUCCUUCAAAUCGUCCCAAUGCGAAUGAAUUGUACUCUUUAUUAUACAAAUUUGGAUUUGAUGCUUUCUUCGUUCAAAGUUCAUUAGCAUAUAGGCAAGUUUUAGAAGCGUAUAAAAUUAAUAGCUCAUCAUUUACCGGUUUUAAAGAUAUUAAAUUACAUCCUCAAGCAGUUUAUACGAGCAAACUUUUAACUUUUAAAGAUCUUCCGAACCCCCAAAAUGCUGAUGUUGAUCAGAUUUAA
Molecule: messenger RNA, 1359 nt
Organism: Funneliformis mosseae
Lineage: Eukaryota; Fungi; Glomeromycota; Glomeromycetes; Glomerales; Glomeraceae
Source: the annotation of a GenBank genome assembly